AUGCUGAGCUGUAAACUGCUACUACUAGUGGUAGUUGCUGCUGCUGCUGCUGCUGCUGCUGCUGGAGCUGCUGUUUCCAUGGCAAGCUCAGCCUGGCGCGCCGUCGCACCACCUCCGCUGAUGCGCGGCGUGGCUCUUCCUGCGUGGCUCAAGCGGCGCGUGACCUUCUACCGCCUGCACAUGCUGUGCUUCGUUAUAGUCAUCCUCGCUUUCACGCUCGUCUUCUGCGUGGCGCCGAGCGGGCCAGCAGGGAAGAUCAGCUUCAUAGACGCGCUCUUCAAUGUGACGUCGUGUGUGUGCCUGGCGGGACUCAUCACCGUCGACGUGGGGGUCUUUACUGACGGGACUAAUGUCGCUCGCCUCCUCCUCAUGUUCAUGGGCUCCCAGGUGGUGACGUCCCUGGUGCCUGUCCUGGUGCGGCGAUAUUACUUCCACCGCUACCUCGCCCGCGCUGGCCUGCUCCAAACCCAGCCCUCCGCCUCCAACUAUGACCUUAAAGCCUCUCACACUGCAGCCUCCGCCUCUCAGGCAGCGCAGCAUGGUGCAGGGGGCGAAGGAGGAGAUGGAGGAGGAGGAGAAGGAGGGGAUGGAGGAGGAGGGAACAUGUCAGGGAACAACGGAGCCUGGAUUGAAGGGCAGCGCCUGCGAUUGGCGCUUGAGGCGCUUAGGUCACAGCAGCAGCAGCAGCCACAGCAGGAGGAGCAGGAGGCGGCAGCUACCAGGCGUUCCUCCCUAGACCUGUUCACCUCAAGGCUACCGCGUGCUACAUCUCUCAACCAAUCCGCGUUACGAGCACACUCCCUACCACACGCCCCUGCGCUCUUGCCAUUCCUGGGGGGUCUAGAGCACAGGGCAAGGCAGAGGAGGAGCGGGAGGUUGAGCCGCGAAAGCAGUGUGACGGGCACAAGCCUUGAGGGGGAUCUGGAAUUCGCUGAUAUCGCUGAUGCUGAUGCUGAUGGUUACGGGUUUGCUGAUGGUUAUGCGGAUGCGAUGGUGGAUGAAUGGCUGACGGCAGCACAGCCAAGUGAACUCAGAUUCCUCGAGCUCAGGGCACUGGAGACAUUAAGCUGGCUGGUGCCAGCAUUCCUCGCCACAUCGCUGCUCACCGCCUUCCUCCUGCUGCUGCUCAUCGUCAGCAUCUCUGCCUCCGCCAAGGCAAAUCUGCAGGCCAACAGCGUCAACAGCGUCUUCUUCUGUGCCUUCCAUGCAAUGUCGACGUUUUCCAACACGGGAGCGGCACUGCUGAACGAUAACCUAAUGGGGUUUGUGAGGGCCCCAGCCCUGAUCAUCGUGACGUCACUCUUCAUUCUCAUUGGCAAUACCAUGUACCCGCCCACGCUGCGAGCCCUCCUGCUUCUGCUCCGGCGCUUUUCACGGGGAGACAAAAGGUUCGUCUACUCCUACCUCCUGGUACACCCGCGCAAGUGCUACACGCACCUCUUCCCACCGCGCUCCACCAUGAUGCUGGUGCUCACAGUGCUGGCCUUCAAUCUCACGGAGUUUGUCUUCUUCUGUGCCACCGACUGGACCUCGCCUGCCCUUGAUGGCUUUGCCAGCGGGACCAAGGUACUAGCAGGAUACUUUCAGUCUGUGAGCACACGCAACGCAGGAUUCAACGUCAUUGCCAUUGGCCUCCUGCGCCCCCCUAUGCUGCUGCUGUACCUGGGCAUGAUGUACGUCGCUGUGUAUCCACUUUACCUGACGAGGCAGACGUCGAGGGAGCAGCGGGAGGUGUAUGACGACGAGGAUAUCGGGGUUUUCUGGGAGGACUUGCAGGGUGGAGUGCUGGAUCACGGGGUGUUCACCCAGGGCAGAGGGCUGCUCCUGCGGGAUUCAGCAUUGCUCUUCAUAGCGCUGCUGGUGAUCUGCCUCAUAGAGAGCGCCAACAUCACCAACGACAUCUCCAACUUCAACAUUUUCAAUAUCGCCUUUGAGCUCAUCAGUGGGUAUGGCAACGUGGGCCUCUCCUUGGGCUACACCUGUCCGCCUGAAGCUGGUCCCGACUGUGUCUCUCCUCCGUAUAGCUUCUCUGGCGUCUGGAAUCCUUGGUCAAAGCUGGUGCUGGUGCUCGUGAUGCUGCUGGGCCGGCACAGGGGUCUGCCUGACAACAUUGACGCUGCCAUAUCCAUCCCCAACCGCAACCAGGGCUUGCCUGAGAAUAUCGAUGCUGCCAUCUCCAUCCCCAACCUCAACCAGUUCAUCCCUGCAUCACCUGCUGUGUUUUGA
Molecule: messenger RNA, 2226 nt
Organism: Closterium sp. Yama58-4
Lineage: Eukaryota; Viridiplantae; Streptophyta; Zygnematophyceae; Desmidiales; Closteriaceae
Source: the annotation of a GenBank genome assembly